Molecule: messenger RNA, 5143 nt
Organism: Larimichthys crocea (large yellow croaker)
Lineage: Eukaryota; Metazoa; Chordata; Actinopteri; Sciaenidae
Gene: sort1b
Product: sortilin 1b
Exons: 20
Coding region: 335-2809 (824 amino acids)
Biological process (GO): endocytosis; vesicle organization; Golgi to endosome transport
Cellular component (GO): membrane; Golgi apparatus
Molecular function (GO): protein binding
Source: RefSeq, a predicted model, not a curated record
CACAAUUUGCCCCAUCGUUACAGUGUAUCAUGUUGGCUUAGGGGAUACACCGUCAAUAAUUGGUGUUAAAUAUUCCGGUUAAAUUAAAUUCAGAUUUUUAUUUUCCUGCUUUAAUCAUUUUGAGACAGUCGCAGCUUUGAGGGUGCUCAGUGUUUUUAAAGCCCGGAAUAGUCGCUGUCAGGACUAUUGUGUUUUGUUAAUGUCAUCCGCGGCAGAGCUGUAGCGACCUUCAAUUUCUAGGCAAGACCGGGAUAAACAAAGACUCGUUUUUUGGGGGGGGGUUAUAUUUCUUCCUUUUUUUGUGUUUUCUUUACCAGUGACACUAGAAACGAGGAUGGGACUUUUGCUGCCCAGUAUCCUGCUGUUAUCUGUCUUCACUCUCACAGCCGGUUUAGAUUUUCAGCAGGGAUCCAAACCCGGACAGUCGGUUUUUGUCAAGCAUUCAUACAUUGAGGAGAAAGCUGCGAAAAUCGUCAAGAGGUCCCUGCCUUCAUGGCUGGCUGCAUCAUCAGCACAGCACAGGAUAAAACGAAGAAGCACCGAGCAGGGCGACUCCUGCAAAACCCUGCAAGGAUAUGACACCAAGUUAGCCGACAACACCCACAGUUAUCUCUUUAAUGACCUAAGUGGGUCAGUGUCGCUGGCCUGGGUUGGAGAUGGCACAGGGGUCAUCCUGGCUUUGACAACUUUUCAGGUGCCCUUCUUCAUGUUAAGACUUGGGCAGUCCAAACUCUACCGAAGUGAGAACUACGGGAAGACAUUCCAAGAUGUGACCAGCCUUAUCAACAACACCUUCAUCAGAUCAGAGUUUGGCAUCGCCAUCGGCCCCGAGAACUCUGGGAAAGUGAUCCUGACAGGAGAAGUGUCUGGAGGUCAUGGAUUCCGGAUCUUUGUUUCCGAUGACUUUGGAAAGAGUUUCUCCCACCAUGACCUUCCCUUUGUCCCCCUCAUGCAAAUCACAUACAAUCCUGGCGAUUCCAAUGUGCUGCUGGUCCUCAGCAACAGUUAUGAACUGUGGCUGUCUGAAGAUUUUGGCAGCAACUGGAAAAAGGUCCAUGACAUGGUGUGCCUGGUGAAAUGGGGAAGGAAAAAUACCAUCUUCUUUACGGCCAGCCUCAAUGGAUCCUGCAGUGAUCGGGGAAUGCUGGAACUGCGCAGGACGACAGACUAUGGCAAAACCACCAAGACUGUUGCCAAUAAGAUCUACUCCUUUGGCCUGGGUGGACGCUUCCUCUUUGCCUCUGUAAUGACAGGCAAGGGCACUCUGAGGAUGAUCCACGUCUCUGUGGACCAGGGUGAGUCGUGGAACAUGGCCCAGCUGCCACCUGUUGGUCACGAGCAGUUCUACUCCAUCCUGGCAGCGAACGACGAGAUGGUCUUCAUGCAUGUCGACGAGCCCGGAGACACAGGAUUUGGCACCAUUUUUGUAUCAGAUGACCGGGGCACUGUGUAUUCCAAGUCAUUGGAGCGUCAUCUUUACACCACCACGGGGGGUGACACAGAUUUCACUAACGUCACCUCCCUGCGAGGAGUUUUCAUUUCCAGUGUCCUGGCUGAAGAUAACUCUGUGCAGUCUGUGGUGUCCUUCGAUCAGGGAGGAGAAUGGGUUCCCCUGCGGAAACCUACCAACACCAAGUGCGAUGCUACAGCCAAAGACCCAGACAAGUGCAGUCUCCACAUCCACGCAGCCUACAGCACUGCUAUGAGACUGAACGUCCCUAUGCUUCCUCUGUCUGAACCAAAUGCUGUGGGUCUCAUCUUAGCUCAUGGGAGUGUUGGGGAUGCCAUCUCAGUGAUGAAGCCUGAUGUGUAUGUGUCUGAUGAUGGGGGUUACACCUGGAUAAAGGCCCUCGAUGGGCCCCAUCACUAUGCUAUUCUCGACUCAGGAGGGCUGUUGGUUGCUGUGGAGCACAACCCAACCCAGCCUAUCAACAAGAUUAAAUUUUCUACUGAUGAAGGACAGUGCUGGGGUGUGUACACCUUUGCCAAAGAGCCCAUCUAUUUUACUGGUCUGGCAUCAGAGCCAGGAGCCCGCUCCAUGAAUGUCAGUAUCUGGGGCUACAGAGACAACCUCCUCAGCCAGUACUGGAUCUCCAUCACCAUUGACUUCAGGGAUCUUCUUACCAGAGACUGUGAUGACAAGGACUAUGUGCAGUGGUUGGCUCACUCUGAUGACAUCAGUGACCCCAAAGAUGGGUGCAUGCUGGGAUACAAAGAGAGGUUCCUGCGUCUCAGGAAAGACUCUGUUUGCUGGAACGGACGGGAUUACAAAGUCAACACCGUGCCAACCCCGUGUCUGUGCACCUUGGAUGACUUCCUGUGUGACUUUGGAUACUACCGUCGGGAGAACAGCUCUGAGUGUGUGGAACAGCCGGACCUGAAAGGCAAAGUGUUGGAGUUCUGUCUGCACGGCAAAGAGGAGCAACUGCAGACGAGUGGCUAUAGAAAAAUCCCUGGAGAUAAAUGUGAGGGAGGAAAUAUUCCUGAGCGCAAAGAGAUUGACCUCAGUAAGAGGUGUGUGAGCGACCUGGUGGGCCCAGAACUUCUGAUUGACAGUCGCUCCUCCAGGUCUGUACCUAUCGUCAUAACAGUCAUCAUCAUCACCCUGCUGCUGAGCAUCGCUGCAGGAGUUCUCUUCGUCAAGAAAUACGUCUGUGGUGGCAGGUUCUUGGUUCACAGGUACUCUGUGCUGCAGCAGCAUGUCGAGGACAACACUGUUGAGGGGAUAGAUGACCCACUGGAGACCAACCACACUCAAAAUGGCAAGAUCGAGUUUCAUGACGACUCAGAUGAGGACCUGCUUGAAUAACAGGCACAACAGGUUUCUUGUUCACCCUUUGGCUGGGCGAUGUUCCCGUCACUAUUUUGUCUCCAGCUACUUCUUCCUUUCACCUUCUAGUAUGAACUUUGACCUCAGCUAUCAGACAAAGAGUCUGUGUCAAUCUGCUGUCAGCUACGAAGUAUAAUGAAUGUGCGGAGGCAUCCUGGGACUAAUGUCACAGUUGAGGAGAACUAUGAAGGAGGUCUUGUGUAGUGUUGUGCUUCAGUUAUUGAUUCUGUUAAUGGAGUUUGAAUCUCUGAGUUAUUUAUUUUUAGGGAAGGAACAACUGAUGCAGUAACUUGAAUAGCUGACAAAGCCAGAGUAAUGGGUUCCAAAGCAAAGCUAGUUGUAUAAAUCCACCACCAUUGCAUUACGGGUCCUGCCUCUUCCAUCACCUGGAACCUGAGUACUUCUGGAAAUACUUCUGGAAAUACUUUUCACUUCAUUUGAAGAUCUUUGUCCUUUUUUCUCAUGCACUUGUAUAUAAACAUGUCUUUCUUUGACAUUUUUUCAAUGUGAAUUUAAAAACUCUCCCAAACAACUUUAGUCUUAAUUCCUACUUUUAAUUAAGUAUUUGUUGGUCAAAAAGUGUGCCCACAGAUGGCCAAGAAUAUGUAAAUUUGAUUGUUUUUUGGGGGGUUUUAGCCUCCUCCACUCUGGGCACUGAUUUGUGAAAUUCCCUGUAUCUGGAAUAUUAACCUGCAUUCUUUUGGUGCUCCAUGGCACUGAGAUCUGUGGUUGAAGUAAUAAGACGCAAGUGGAAAUAACCAUUUGCAUUUGGUUCAUAGCAAUAACAUGUUUAGAUUCAGUAUCUUGCCCAUGCACGUUAAAUAAUCCCAUUGGCACGGUAUUUGUAAUGUAUCCGGUUACUCUGUUUAAUGAAUGGAGAUUUCAUUGAGUGAAACACAUUACACAUCCAUGUAUAGGAUGGUAAAGUGUGUCUGUUUCAAGACAGGAGUUGUUGAGAAAUUAAUGUCUACAGUGCAAACUGCCUAAAGCACAAGGUCCUUUGUACGCUUAGAAUUUGUAGUUUAACAUCUUUCCUAAAUGUGACCUAACGUGAUAAGACUGUAAUAAUCACUGUAGUCAUACGUGAUGUCUAAAAUCAUUUGAUCAGUUUUUGUACUAACAAACUUUUGAACUUGUGUAACAAGUGACAAAUUGCGGUUCAAAGACGUUCAGAAAUGACAGAAAUAAUUAUAGUUUGAUAGUAAAUAUCUACAAAUAUUUUUACAUCCGAUUUAGAUGAAUACACCAAUAUAAUUUGGUAACAGUACAGGAGCAAUGCGAGAAAACAAUUUAAUUAUGUAAAUGAUGUAUAGCAUAAUUAACACUGUAGCCUAUUAGAAGAGUUAACAUACAUGUUUGUAUCAGCUGCAGCAUUGUGUGAGACUUUUUUUUUCUUUAUUGGUACUUGCAUCUGAGUUGGAGCAGAUUGUUUAAAAUAACAGGGUUAUUGCAACUUCUCAUCUGUGUCUUUUAGAGUGAACUGCUGUUUUUUUUCCCUUUGUAAUCAUUGUGAUACUACUGUCAUUUUGAAGCUACACUGGAUUGGCCUAUGCCUCUCAACAUAUCUGUCUCAUCUAUCACGUCUUACAGGGUUUUUUUUCUCUCCUUGUUUAAAUUUUUUUUUUUUUUUGCACAAUUACUUGUCUGUUUCAUGUUAAAUGCUUUCAUACAGGUUUUAUUUAUUUGCGACUAGCAGGUUCAGAGUGCAGUAAAUCGGAUGUGGUUAUACAAGUGCCUGGUGUGAGGACAUGAUGUGAGGCCCUCCAAAUGUGUGGCCAGCGUCUGUUUACUGUUUAUUUAUAUCAUGUGCAACCUGUUUCAUCCAAUAUGUCCAUUAUACUCAUAAGUUGCACUUUUUGUCUAAGAUGAAUCCUGAUGAGCAGAGAAUGAACUUUCUGUUUCAUAUGAGCUACCAUUGAACCGCAUGUUAACUUUAAAUAAUAUUUAAAUCUACAGAGCUUUGUCAAAAAAAAAAAAAAAAAACUACAAUAACCUGGAUAUUCUAUCUUUCAUGUCUUGGCAUGAGACACUUUUGACAGAAAAGUCAACUCAAAUUAAAAAAAACGAACAGAUUGAAUACAGGGUGUUUAUGUAGCUGCUUUACACUGGGAAACACUUGGCUUGUUAUUAUAUGAUGAUUGCAUUAAGUGAAGGUAACACAUUUUUCUUACAGUAAAACUGCUGUAUAAAUAAAUAAGUCAUUGUGAUGGUUCUGUAAAUAUACAAGGUUACAUCUUUGUAUCUGCUAUGUUUCUCUCUUCUGUAUAUUUGAGACAAUUUUCUUUGGGUUUGCCAAUAAAUUCAUAUGUUCUA